CAAGCCGGUCUGGCGUCCGCGAUGCAUUCGGAACUUUCUCCGUCGCAUCGGGACUUUUCCCAGGUCUUGCCCUUUUUUCUUUUCUUUUUUUUUUGGCCGGAUUGCCUUCGCGCUCCGGAGCAUUACGCGCGCUUAGACUCCUCCGGCGCGGAGGAGAAUAGGAGGACCCACGCACAAACAUGACGCGCUGGGGAACAUUCGAGCCACGAUGGAUUCCGGUGAGGUAAACGCGUCGUUGGAGAAUGUCUCCCCGGACGUGAACAGCACGGACGCGCCGCUGGCGCUGCCGCACUCGGUGCCGGCGGCGGUGCUCAUCAUCCUGGUGGUGGCCGCCAUCAUCUCCGUCACCAUCGUGGGGAACGUGCUAGUGAUCGUGGCGGUGCUGACCAGCCGAGCUCUGCGCGCCCCGCAGAACCUCUUCCUGGUGUCCCUGGCCUCGGCGGACAUCCUGGUGGCCACGCUGGUCAUCCCCUUCUCGCUGGUCAACGAGGUGAUGGGCUACUGGUACUUCGGGAGCACCUGGUGCGCCUUCUACCUGGCGCUGGACGUGCUCUUCUGCACCUCCUCCAUCGUGCACCUGUGCGCCAUCAGCCUGGACCGCUACUGGUCCGUGACCAAGGCGGUGAGCUACAACCUGAAGAGGACGCCCAAGCGCAUCAAGUCCAUGAUCGCGGUGGUGUGGCUGAUCUCGGCGGUCAUCUCCUUCCCGCCCCUCCUCAUGACCAAGCACGACGAGCGCGAGUGUCUCCUCAACGACGAGACCUGGUACAUCCUCUCCUCCUGCCUGGUGUCCUUCUUCGCCCCGGGCCUCAUCAUGAUCCUGGUCUACUGCAAGAUCUACAAGGUGGCCAAGCAGCGCUCGUCCACGGUCUUCGUGGCCAAGAACGGCCUGGAGAGGCAGCCGUCCCAGUCGGAGACCUGCUUCGUCCGGAAGGACCGCUUGGAGACGGAGAGCCCCAGCAGCCAGAGCUCCGGGAGCCACCCGCCGAGACGCGGCGAGCUGGACGACAUCGACCUGGAGGAGAGCUGCUGCGCGCCGGACACCAAGCCCCGCAGCCAUGGCUUCAGCCGGCGCGGGAAACUGGAGAAUUCGGAAAACUGCCGCGUGUCCUGGGCGUCUUCCCGCGCGUACCCGGAGCUCCAGAACCAGGCGGGGCGCCAGCACGUCAACAAGACCAAAGUGGCGCAGAUGCGAGAGAAGCGCUUCACCUUCGUCCUGGCGGUGGUGAUGGGGGUCUUCGUGCUGUGCUGGUUCCCCUUCUUCUUCACCUACAGCCUGCACGCCGUCUGCCGGGACAGCUGCUACAUCCCCGGCACGCUCUUCAACAUCUUCUUCUGGAUCGGCUACUGCAACAGCUCCGUCAACCCCAUCAUCUACACCAUCUUCAACAGGGAUUUCAGAAAAGCCUUCAAGAAAAUCGUUUGGCCGACCUCCAGGCGCACAUAAACAACUGGGGAGGCCAAGCUGCUUCUUUCUUUCUCAAUGGGAGGAAUUAGGGGGAGAUUAUAGAACUCGGCCUGGAGCUGAUUAUUUCUAAUGUGACUUUCGGAACAAUGGACGUUGUGUACAGAUCAUAAUGUAAAAAAAACAACAACAAAACGUUUUAAUUACCGUCUGGAACUCAAUUUAAUGGGACAUUGGGGAAUUUUUUUUUUUAAUUAUUUUUGUUUUUUUUUGUUUUUCUUUAA
Molecule: messenger RNA, 1689 nt
Organism: Entelurus aequoreus (snake pipefish)
Lineage: Eukaryota; Metazoa; Chordata; Actinopteri; Syngnathiformes; Syngnathidae
Gene: adra2db
Product: adrenergic, alpha-2D-, receptor b
Exons: 1
Coding region: 209-1447 (412 amino acids)
Biological process (GO): regulation of smooth muscle contraction; regulation of vasoconstriction; platelet activation
Cellular component (GO): membrane
Molecular function (GO): alpha2-adrenergic receptor activity
Source: RefSeq, a predicted model, not a curated record